Branchiostoma belcheri (Belcher's lancelet) is the source of this 765-nucleotide messenger RNA. Its product is annotated as mucin-2-like. The transcript is spliced from 4 exons. The record is from RefSeq and is a predicted model, not a curated record. Lineage: Eukaryota; Metazoa; Chordata; Leptocardii; Amphioxiformes; Branchiostomatidae. The coding region runs from base 131 to 721 and encodes 196 amino acids.
UCUGUAGUGUCCUUGCCAAGUCCAACCUGAGGAAGUAUAAAAGGCCUGGGCUCCGUUUCAUGUUUACAGGGUUUGGUGAGGAGACACAGUGACUCAGCUCGGCGUACUGGAUAUUCCUCAAAGUGAGAAGAUGAAGGUUUCCAUCGCACUGCUGCUGGUGAUGUGCGCCACCUGGCGGAUGACUGAGGGAUAUGUAUACGGGGGAGGACUCAUGUUCGAGAGCACGUGGUACGGCCCUGAGGGUAACGAGCGAGUGGUGACCACCCCCUACUGUGAGUGGGCGGGGCAGAAGAUGAUGAUCGGCAGCAGCUGGAAGACUACACGGUGUGAGGAGUGUGACUGUAGUAAUUAUGGACUACAAUGCCGCGGCCGCGGGGUGUCCAUUGUACCUGAUCACUGUAUGAUCCUGAUUGACGAGACCUGCCAGGAACAUAUUGUCAGCGCAGAGGACCCGUACUCCGACUGCGACUUCUCGGGCGGCAGUCAUCACCAGGUAGGACAACCUGCAACCCCAUCGGGACAACCUACAACCCCAUCGGGACAAUCUACAACCUCGUCGGGACAACCUGCGGCCUCGUCAGAACAACCUACAACCUCGUCAGAACAACCUACAACCUCGCCAGGACAACCUACAACCUCGUCAGGACAACCUGCGACCUCGACAGGACAACCUACAACCUCGCCAGAUCUGCCGACAACCACACCUGGUCCAUCUCGUUGACACUCCCGCAAUCUUGAAAUAGCUUGACAUGAAAGGGAACAAAA